Molecule: messenger RNA, 1760 nt
Organism: Papilio machaon (common yellow swallowtail)
Lineage: Eukaryota; Metazoa; Arthropoda; Insecta; Lepidoptera; Papilionidae
Product: asparagine synthetase domain-containing protein CG17486
Exons: 8
Coding region: 75-1760 (561 amino acids)
Molecular function (GO): asparagine synthase (glutamine-hydrolyzing) activity
Source: RefSeq, a predicted model, not a curated record
ACCUAAACAAAAUAAAUGUUUUGUUAUAUUAUUCAUUAUUUUUCUAGAGUUUGAGUAGUAAAUUGCCUUACAAUAUGUGUGGUAUUAUAUGCGAAAUAAGAAUCUCUGGAUGUAAAUCAAUUAUCGAUACAGAAGUACUUCAACGCAUUAAAAACAGAGGUACAGAUUGUUAUCAUGCAUCUGAGAUUUCCAACAAUAAAUUGGACCUAUUUUUUUGUGGUUCAGUUCUGUGGAUGCAAGGAACAAUUCCAGUUAAACAACCUCUAGAGAAUAACAAUGGAGUUUUACUUUUUAAUGGAGAUAUAUUUGAUGAAACUUGGAACAGUGGAAUAAAUGACACAGAAAUAAUUAUGGACAAACUUAGCAACCAUGUAGAUAAUUCAGAAGAACAUAUUAUAAGGCAACUUAAAUUAUUAAAGGGUCCAUUUAGUUUAAUUUAUUAUGAUAAAUUGGGCAGUAAUUUAUAUUUUACCAGAGACAGAAUUGGCAGAUGCUCCUUGUUAGUUUGUAAAAAGGAGAAUUCUUUGGUUAUUAGCAGUGUAAUGGGAAGAAACUAUAAUUGUACUGAAAUACCUGCUGGUAAUAUUCAAAAACUAAAUUUGAAUACUUUUGAAAUCACUCUGUAUAAUUGGCAAUAUGAGAAAUUUGAAAGACAAUGUGCUUUAGACGAAUGGCUGGAGGAAAUACAAAAUCAACAGAAUUUGCCUGAUGACAAAUUUACCUUUGAUUUUGAUUCAAACCUUGACCUCACUGAUGAGGAAGAUAUUAUUCAAACAAUAGAAUCAGAAAUAAGAAAAGAUAAUGAUAAAAUUACAUUCAUGAAAAAUUUAAUCAAUAUAGAAAGCAUUAAAAAUGUUAUUCUCAGAAUAACUGAUCUAUUAGAGAAAAGUAUUAAAAUUCGUCUGAAAACACAACCAAAUAAAUGCAAGAACUGUAUCAAAUGUGAAAUAUCAAAAUGUAAACAUUGUACAGUUGGUAUUUUAUUUUCCGGUGGACUUGAUUGUACUAUUCUGGCUUUAUUAGCGGACAAAUACGUUGAUAAAGAUCAACCAAUUGAUCUUAUAAAUGUUGCAUUUGGUAUAAACGAAAAUUCUUCUUUUGAUGUACCAGACAGAAUUACUGGUAGACAGUCAUAUGAAGAACUAAAAAGUGUAUGUCAAGCAAGGAAAUGGGUGUUUAAAGAAGUGAAUGUCCCAAAAGAUGUGUUGGAGGAUAAACAAAAAUCUACUAUUGCUGAUUUAGUAUUUCCGAGAAAUACUAUUCUAGAUGAAAGCCUAGGAUCAGCCUUAUGGUUUGCUGCUAGUGGAUAUGGAUGUACUUCAUCCUGCAGGGUUCUUUUACUUGGAUCUGGUGCAGAUGAGUUAUUCGGAGGAUAUCUACGGCAUAGAAAAGCAUUUCAAAGGCAAGGGUGGUUAGGGUUGUCCAAGGAGCUACAACUGGACUGGAAUAGAAUUUCGUUUAGAAACCUGUCACGUGACAAUAGAGUUAUAUGUGAUCACAGCAGACAACCAAGAAUGCCAUAUUUAGAUGAAGAUUUUGUUAAUUACAUUUUAAGUUUGAAACCGUGGCUGAGAUGUUUCCCUAAUGAAGCUCUAGAUUGUGGAGUGGGUGAUAAACUUAUGUUAAGGCUUGUAGCACUCAGUCUAGGUUUGACAAAUGUUGUUACGUAUCCCAAAAGAGCUCUACAAUUCGGAUCAAGAAUAGCCAAUAAGAAGCAAAAGGGUGGUGAUUUGUCUAAAAAUUUUUUAGAUUGUAAAUAA